UGUUGACAUGAUGGGAUGCUGUUUUUUGCUCACUCUGGCUGUUUUGCUCCUUCAUGGUGUGUUUGGUGAGGAUGUGGUGACAGUGAUGGAGGGAGAUACAGUCACUCUACACACUGAUAUCAACAAAAAAGAACAUGACAAGAUGCUGUGGUAUUUUGAAGACACUCGCAUAGCUCUGAUCAACGGACAUCCCAAUACAAGCUGUUUAUAUGAUGGUGAAGGCGGGAGAUUCAGAGACAGCCUGAAGGUGGACUAUAAGACUGGAUCUCUGAUCAUCACAGACAUCACAACUGAACACGCUGGACGUUAUGAAGCAGAGAUCAUCAGAAGCGAGAGUUCAGGAAAAAGGCAAAGUCUGAACAGAAAUCGCAAGUGUGACAGCAGAAAAAUCACCAGAAGAAUCAGCAUCAGUCAUGAUGACACUAUAAAAACGUUCAGUAUGAUCGUCAUUGCUGCUCUGUCUGAUCAAGUCAAAACCAAUGAAGAGCCCCGUAUGGAGAAGAGGGAGUUUGACUUGAAUUCAGGUCUGUCUUCAGCUGCUGUAGCAGGAAUAUGUGCUGCUGUUCUGCUGCUGGUGUCUGUUGUAGCUGCUGCUGGUGGGAUUUACUAUCGCCGCAGGAGCUCCAGAAAUGCAGACAGGGAGAAAAACAACUAUGAAGGAUUGGCCAUAGAUGAGAAAAGAUACUGCACUGAAAACUCACAUCACACUAAGAUCUGUGUUUGAUUUUACCUGCACAGACAAAAUCAUCAUAAUGGCAAAUAACCCUUUUUAACAGAAUCUAAUUCACUGAUAGAUGACAAUGUGCUGAUUGUGUCUGAUUUGAGCUGUACUGUUCGUUUCUCUAACUUUACCUUCUAUGAUUUAUUGUUUUCUUACAGAAGGAGAAAGACAAUCCCAAAACUUUGGAAUCUUUUUAAGAUAGUGUUUUCAUCUUAACUUUGUCUUCUUGAUUUGGUUUAUUUACUCUCCCUAUUUUAUUUACUACU
Messenger RNA from Sinocyclocheilus grahami, 987 nucleotides. RefSeq lists its product as uncharacterized. The transcript is spliced from 5 exons. The record is from RefSeq and is a predicted model, not a curated record. Bases 8 to 724 code for a protein of 238 amino acids. Lineage: Eukaryota; Metazoa; Chordata; Actinopteri; Cypriniformes; Cyprinidae.